Phoenix dactylifera (date palm) is the source of this 2168-nucleotide messenger RNA. RefSeq lists its product as uncharacterized. Gene Ontology annotation, cellular component: nucleus. The record is from RefSeq and is a predicted model, not a curated record. Lineage: Eukaryota; Viridiplantae; Streptophyta; Magnoliopsida; Arecales; Arecaceae.
AAAAAAAAAGGAAAACGAUUCCAAAAUAAAGGGGAUCCAAGAGGCGUUCUUCGUCUCGUUACCUCCGUUCUCUUGGCCAUGACUGCCGCCGAAACGUCCAUGGAGAUACCCUACCCCAACGGUGGCCGGAAUGCGGAGCCCCCCAGCAACGGGGGAUCUGCAGCGGAGGCCGAGAAGAAGAAGGCUCGCGAGAGCGAGCGGCGCCGGCGACGGAGGAAGCAGAAGAAGAACAACAAGGCCUCGUCCCUCUCCGCCGACGCCGGCGGCGACGAGAGCGAAGGAGGCGGCGGCGGCGGCGGAGCCCAGGACGAGGCGAAGGAGAACACCGAUCCCGGCCCCGAGGUUGAGGUUUCCGUUGAAGUAGAGUAUGUUCCUGAGAAGGCUGAUAUAGAAGAAAGUUUUCUUGAAGACUUCAAGAACGUUUUUGCGAAGUUCAGUUUCCAAGAUUCCGCUGCUAGUUCAGAGGAUGAUGCCAAAAAGGAUGAGGCUGCUGCAAAUGCAGCAUCUAAGAAGAUGGGGGAUUCUGAUUCCGAGGAGGAAGAGCAGGAUGCUCAGCAGAAGGAGAAGGGGCUAUCUAACAAAAAGAAAAAGCUGCAAAGGAGAAUGAAAAUUGCUGAGCUGAAACAGAUAUGCUCAAGGCCUGAUGUUGUUGAGGUAUGGGAUGCAACAGCAGCAGAUCCAAAACUUCUGGUGUAUCUGAAAUCAUAUCGGAAUACUGUACCUGUUCCAAGGCACUGGAGUCAGAAGCGGAAAUUCUUACAGGGAAAGCGAGGUAUCGAGAAGCAGCCUUUUCAACUUCCUGACUUCAUUGCUGCGACAGGAAUAGAAAAAAUAAGACAGGCAUACAUUGAGAAAGAGGACAGCAAGAAGCUGAAACAGAAGCAGCGUGAGCGCAUGCAACCAAAGAUGGGAAAGAUGGAUAUAGAUUACCAGGUUCUGCAUGAUGCCUUUUUCAAAUAUCAGACAAAACCAAAGCUGACUACACACGGUGAUCUAUACCAUGAAGGAAAAGAGUUUGAGGUGAAGCUGAGGGAAAUGAAACCUGGUAUCUUGUCUCAAGAACUCAAAGAAGCUCUAGGCAUGCCUGAAGGUGCCCCGCCCCCAUGGCUUAUUAACAUGCAGAGAUAUGGCCCUCCACCUUCUUAUCCACAUCUGAAAAUACCUGGUCUAAAUGCUCCUAUUCCUCCUGGUGCCAGCUUUGGUUAUCACCCUGGAGGUUGGGGUAAACCUCCUGUUGAUGAAACUGGUCGUCCGUUAUAUGGCGAUGUUUUUGGGCUUCAACAACAGGAACAAAUUAAUUACGAGGAAGAACCUGUUGACCGGAGCAAGCACUGGGGUGACUUGGAGGAGGAGGAGGAGGAGGAGGAAGAAGAGGAAGAGGAGGAACAGAUGGAAGAAGAGGAGUUGGAGGCAGGCAUUCAAUCCGUUGACAGCCUUUCAAGCACUCCAACUGGUGUGGAGACGCCUGAUGUCAUUGACCUUAGGAAGCAACAGAGAAAGGAGCCUGAAAAGCCACUAUAUCAGGUCCUUGAAGAGAAAGAAGAAAGGAUUGCUCCAGGGACUUUGCUUGGAACAACUCACACGUAUGUUUUUGGUACACAAGACAAAACAGCUGUCAAAAGGGUUGAUCUUCUGCGCGGUCAAAAAUCAGACAAAGUGGAUGUCACCAUACAACCAGAGGAGUUGGAAGUCAUGGAUGAUGUUUUGGCAGCCAAGUAUGAAGAGGCACGAGAGGAAGAGAAGCUGCGAAAUCAGAAGGAAGAUUUCAGUGACAUGGUCGCAGAGGCAGAGAAGAAAAGGAAGCGCAAGAUGCAGGAAAAGGAAGGGAAAUCAAAGAAGAAGGAAUUUAAAUUCUAGGUCUGAUCACUGUGGUUGUAAUCUGUGCCUGCUCGCUGCAUGCGUAUACAGAUAUGCACUUAACGAAUUCAGUAAGUUUAGACAGGUUCCUAGAUCUGGACCUGCGACCCCGGGAAAAUCCUUUGCUGUAAACAUGACUACAUGUUUACGUAAUUCUUCUUGUCUGCUUUGGUAUAUAACAGUUGUGUUAUGACCAUUUUAUCUUGCAUUUUUCAUUUGCAUAGCACAGAAUACAGUGCAGAAGUUGAAGCCUGCUGUAACUCCACUGUCUAAUUUAACGCCAGAUUUCCAUGAUUUGAACUCGGCAUUCC